This is a messenger RNA of Argentina anserina (silverweed cinquefoil), 1868 nucleotides long. RefSeq lists its product as uncharacterized. Lineage: Eukaryota; Viridiplantae; Streptophyta; Magnoliopsida; Rosales; Rosaceae. The transcript is spliced from 2 exons. The record is from RefSeq and is a predicted model, not a curated record. Bases 356 to 1639 code for a protein of 427 amino acids.
UUUCCAUUUCCACUUCACAUUUCAAUUUCAAUUCCCAUUUUCAUCUCAAACCCUUCAAAUUCUUCCUCUUCUUCUUUCUCUCUUCCAAAACCCAACAAAAGAUUGCUCCUUUCGUUUUUCUGCUCAGCUUUCCCGGCGAAAUUCGACCUUUUCCGGCGAGAUUCCAAUGAAAGCCGACGGCUUUCCGUGAAGAAGCGAAAACGGCGGCCAUGAUGAUGAUGAGGGGAGUGAACGGCGGAGAGUUGAGAAGUGGGAACAACAACGCUUUGGAUACUAUAAACGCAGCUGCCUCGGCGAUCGCGGCGGCGGAGAGCCGUGUUCCUCAAGCCACCGUGCAGUAACGAGCUUUGGUUAAAUGCAGAAGAGAAGAUGGGCUAGAGGCUGGGGUGUCUAUUGGUGUUUCGGCUUUCAAAGACAUAGGAAGAGAAUCGGACAUGCUGUCAUUCUCCCGGAAACAACUUCCCCUGGACGUAAUGAUUCUAGAGCCGAAAAUCCUACCCAAGUACCGUCCAUUGCACUUCCCUUUGCUGCACCUCCUUCCUCUCCUGCUUCGUUUUUUCAGUCAGAACCUCCUUCUGCCAUGCAAUCACCAGCUGGUUUUAAAUCUUGUAUUUCUGCCAGUAUGUACUCUCCCGGGCCUGCAUCAAUAUUUGCCAUCGGUCCUUAUGCUCAUGAAACUCAGUUGGUCUCGCCUCCUGUUUUCUCAACCUUUACUACUGAACCAUCAACUGCUCCAUUCACUCCUCCUGCCGAGUCUGUCCACUUGACUACACCAUCGUCACCUGAGGUUCCAUUUGCUCAGCUGCUUGAUCCUAAGUUUAGGAACGGUGAAGGUGGUCAGAGAUACCCACUAUCUCCCUAUGAGUUUCAGUCUUACCAACUGUACCCUGGAAGCCCAAUUGGUCAGCUUAUAUCACCUAGCUCAGGCAUCUCAGGCUCUGGUACUUCUUCUCCUUUCCUUGACAGUGAGUUUGCUUCUGGUGGUCAUCACUUCCUGGAGUUCCGAACAGGUGAAGCUCCUGAAUUCUUGAACCUUGAUAUUCUCUUCACCCGUGAUUGGGGUUCAAGACUGUGUUCGGGUUCUGUGACUCCUGAUGCUGCAAAGUCUACAUCUUCGGAGGGUUUUACUUUAAAGCCGCAUGCCCAUGAAGGUGAUUUUUUUGCAAGAUCAAACAGUCGACGCAGAAAUGAUGGUGCUUCCAUCGGUCAUAGAGUCUCAUUUGAAUUGAGUGCUGAAGAAGCUGGAAGAUGUGUUGGCAAGAAGCCAGUAGCACUAGCUGAAGCUGUAUCAACAUCUCUACAAAGUUUUACAAAAGCUGAAAGAAUAGAAGGUCCUAAUAAAAAGGUGAUCAGUAGUCAUGAGUGCCCUGUUGUUGACACAUCCAAUGAUUCAUCAGAAAAGGCUGUAGGAGGAUAUGGGGAGGAGACAUUCCACCGGCAUCAGAAGGAGCGAACCAUCACACUUGGUUCAACUAAGGAAUUCAAUUUUGAUAAUGCAGAUGGAGGCGAUUCUAGCACCCCUAAUAUCAACGCUGACUGGUGGGCGAAUGAGAAGGUUGUUUCCAAGGAGGACGAGGGAUCAAAGAAUUGGUCUUUCUUCCCUAUGAUACAGCCAGGCGUGAGUAAUUCAGCACGCUAAUACCACAAUGGCUUCAACUUGACAAAUUUUGUGUUUUUAGAUUAAAUGAAGUUCUUAGAUGACUACUGAGCCAGGUCCGACCGUCCGAGGCUGUUUUUUUGUACAUGGUGAUUUAGAAUUGAAGCUCAGAAGCUGCGUGGUCGCCUAUGGAUAGUGAUAAUCACAGAUUGAACCCAACUUUUGGAUUUUAAUGUCAGUGUUUUACUGUGUAAUAUAAUUUUUACAAAUA